UGACUUGACGCCUUUUCGCCGAGUGCAGAUGACGGUGGCAGGCAGUGGUUUUGAAGCUGAGUCGGGUUUAUGACCGGAGUCGUACUUUAUGCUUGUAUACUUCCACUAGCAUUCCAAGGAGCAAAGUAGAUUUAAUUGAAAAUGAGAGUCUGGGAAAAAAGAUAUUGGCCGUUAACGAGGAAAUAUUGAUCAAUGACGUGAACUGUCAAACGUAUCCGGGGUUGUGUUUUGAUGAAGGCCUGUUGCUGGCUACAAGGGAAUGCUCCAAUUUGUCUGGUAGAUGUCGAGACUGGGUGAUCUGUGGACGGGAUUGCUGGUCCAUCUUACAUUGCGAGAGGUUUGUCUUCUAUCAAAAGAUAAUCCAGACGUGUUUUGUGCUUCUCCAUGGCGGGCACACACCACCAGCUCACAGCUUCUUCGGUUAGCCAGCCAGCUAACAUUAGCUUGCCCGUGUUGACAAGCUAACUGGCAAGAUAUCUCAAGAAUUUGGGACUUUGGAGCACUUUGUCUCCUAACAUUGAAACAAUUUGUUCUUGCUGCAUACUCCGUAGAUCCCCCUCGAAGGAUUGUAAGCAAAUGUAAAAGCAAAUCACAAGAUCUCCUAGCUAAAACGUUAACAGCCCUUUGCACCGCGCGUCUUAUUUCCCUCUCGUCCAAGAUUUGAAGUGUAGUUUAAGCGUAGAUUUUCAGUUCAACGUAAUGAAAUCUUCUCCUGCCUACUCGACUACUAAGGUAGCUUCCAGAGAAAUGAGGCUUGUGGAUUCAAGUGUCAAUUCUCUGGCUUGCUGUUAACCUCAAAACGACGCCACUUGGUCUGUGAGCUGUUUGUGCUCUGAAGGGAUCCUUCUCACCAUGAAUCGUUAUCUGCCUGUGGCAAGGCAGCACUUUCUGGCUGCGCUAGCAAGCACUAGUGUGGUUGUGAAAGCCAUCAGUGCUCUGGUGAUUCUCCUCUACCUGCUCUCCUGGGCUGUGGACACAUCAUAUGCACUGGGGGUUACCCCCGGUUAUCUGUUCCCUCCUAACUUCUGGGUGUGGACUCUGGUCACCCACGGAAUCAUCGAGCAGCACGUGUGGGGGGUGGUGGCCAAUGUUGGGACUGUGAUGUCCUGUGGGCGCCUGCUGGAGCCUUUGUGGGGUGCCCUGGAACUGCUGAUCUUCUUUGCAGUGGUAAAUGUAUCUGCAGGCCUUCUAGCAGGCCUCUCCUACUUCCUCACCUAUGUGGCCACCUUCGACCUGGACUUCCUGUUUGCUGUCCGCGUCCAUGGAGUGGCUGGCUUCCUGGGAGGUGUCCUGGUGGCACUGAAGCAGACCAUGGGGGACACGACAGUACUCCGAGUUCCACAGGUAAGGCUCAAAGCAGCCCCAGCUUUGAGUCUCUUCCUCCUGGCCUUGCUGCGCCUCUCAGGCCUGCUGGAGAGCUCCGCCCCCCUGGCCUCAUACAGUUAUGGCGCCCUGUCUGGCUGGGUAUACCUACGCUUCUACCAGAGGCACAGCAGAGGCCGCGGCGACAUGUCGGAUCACUUUGCCUUUGCGAGUUUCUUCCCUGAGGCGCUGCAGCCGGCAGUGGGCCUACUGGCGGGAUUGGUUCACGCCACCCUAGUGAAGGUGAAGGUGUGCAGGAAGAUGGUGAAGAGGUACGACGUGGGCGCGCCGUCGUCCAUCACCAUCAGCCUGCCGGGGACAGACCCGCAGGAUGCUGAGAGGAGGAGACAACUGGCUCUCAAGGCUCUGAACGAGCGUCUAAAGCGUGUGGAGGACCAGUCAGCUUGGCCUAGCAUGGACGACGAGGAAGAUGAUGUGGACGAGAUCCGGACCGAUACGCAGCCCCUCCUCCCUCGUGACCCUCCAUCCUCAGUGCCCCGGCCAGCAGCGGGGGGCGCUGUCGGCAUGACCCUCUCUUCCACUUCCUCGAUGUCGCAGAGCGGUGCUGCACAAGCCAAGCCAGAGUCGAGCAUCAUCAGUUUCGAGGACGCACCUUCUAGAUCGUAAUAGACACGAUGGGCAUGUCACUGGCAGGCCUAACUUCAACGAUAGAAGGCGGUGGACCUGUUUAUACGCUGUUAAUUUCACCGUCAACUCCAAACGUGGAUUUAGCGUGUCUUGUCACUUGACACGUACUGGAUUUGCUCCGUGUGGUCAGGCAGGCAGGCCUACACUUCCUCCUUGCAUACAGGCGCAAGUUAAGCAGCCAUUCUCGUGUGCUGAAUUAAUCCCAACUGAGCUGAGCAAUGUGCACCGCUCUGUGAGGUUUCUUUUUGUUUUGUUUUUGCUUUUUAAAUAAAUGGCAACUUGGAUGUACAAUUCCUUUGCUUUUUUCACAGCAGACCACAGAUGUUUGCCAAGGGAGUGCUCAUUCAUGACAGGCUCCCAAAAAGACAGACUCUGUACAGGUUACUUUGCUGUCAAGGUUUUGGUUUGGCAACCCACAAAAGGUUUCGGCAGCACAAGCAGCACGAGACGGGAGGGAGGUUCUAGCAGAUUGGCAAUGGGCAAAAAAUAUCUUUGGGAUUUGAAAGCAAAGUGCCAGCUGUGACUAUUUUGGACCAGUUUUAUGACUUGUCUUUUUUCCUCCUGUUUUGGUCACAACUUGACAGUAACAACUUUCCAUACACGCAUAUUGGAUGUCUUGCGUUAACAUCUGAUCUGUCUGAUGUUUUAGGUCGACUCAAUGUCUAAUCCUGUGUCCUACUUGAUUUACUGUUUAAGAGUUGAGCGGGUUUGCAUACUGUCAAUACUUUUGUUUUGUUAUACAGUCAAAUUUUAUGGAUUUGGUUCUUUUUGUUUGUGCUAACUUUUACAGAGGACAAACCGAGAGAGGACACCUGCACUGAGUGGUAGUCAGCAUAGUUUGUGCUUUUUUGGGGGCUUGAUGCAUUCAUAGAAUUGCUUUAUUUUACAGAUUAAGACACAUGGUUCCAUAGAUCAAGUGCAUGAUCAAAAUCAUGGUCAGAUUAUGGCAGGCAAGUCAAUUAGACAAAAAGGAACAUGUUUAGGAUACAAACACAGAGGAAGAAAUUGUGGCAUGUCUUGGUUGUAUUACGAUAUGAUGUUGGUUCGACAGACUACGGGUUGGUUUCUUUUAUGUUGGGAAAAUGCAGUUUUUUAAUGGGUCAGUUGGUCAUCGUUGAUCAAAGUCCAACUGAUUUCAAAUCAAACUUGGUCAAAAGCUGAAAAAAUAAUGUUGGGUUUGGACCGAUAGAAAUUUGUAUAAGGGAUACUAUAAGGGAUUUUGAGCAUGUGAUGAAAUAGUAUGGUAAUGAACUGAUAACUCCAGAGAGCAUUUUUCCUGGCCUUGUGUGCAACUCUCAAAAGCGGAAAUGAAACUUGUACAAAGUUAGGUUAUGAACAAUGUGUUUGAUGACUGCAUCAUAUGUUUUCAUUAAUUUUAUAAAAUGCUCAGAUGACUAUGAAAACAGACAUUGCCUUGAACUGAAUGGUUCUGCACCCCUGAUUUCAAAUCAUGCUUGAGUGGGAUGAAGGAUUUUCAAAGCCAAACCGUUAUUUUCUGUUUGAUUUUUAAUUAUUAGACAAAAUAGCCCAAUUGUUUUACUGCUGACCAUUAAAGACCAACUUUCAGUAGCACUCGUUAUAAAAAAUAAAAUAAAAAUGUGCAAAAGCAA
Syngnathus acus (greater pipefish) is the source of this 3620-nucleotide messenger RNA. It is a transcript of the gene tmem115, whose product is annotated as transmembrane protein 115. Gene Ontology annotation, biological process: retrograde vesicle-mediated transport, Golgi to endoplasmic reticulum. The coding region runs from base 853 to 1989 and encodes 378 amino acids. The record is from RefSeq and is a predicted model, not a curated record. Gene Ontology annotation, cellular component: membrane; Golgi apparatus. NCBI's taxonomy places the organism in Eukaryota, Metazoa, Chordata, Actinopteri, Syngnathiformes, Syngnathidae. The transcript has 3 exons.